GGUCUCGAGUUCGAUACUCUUCUAGGGUUUUUUACCUCUCCACCGCCUCCUCCUUUUUUUUUUGCCAGCCGUUCUGUAUCUCCCGCCUGCUCACUCGAUCUGCUGCUUAAACCCUAAAACCCAACCUCCAUCACCCUCUCUGAUUGGAGAGAGAUGGAGACGAAGACGGAGAUCGAAUUCACCAAAAAGCCUUACGUCGAAGAUGUUGGUCCUCUCAAAAUACAAAGCAUAAACUUCUCAGUGCUUUCUGAUAUUGAAGUCAUGAAAGCUGCUGAGGUUCAGGUCUGGAAGAACAUGUACUACGAGUCCAAUUUCAAACCUAUUGAAGGCGGCUUGUUGGAUCCUCGAAUGGGUCCUCCAAACAAAAGGUCUACAUGCGCAACAUGUCAUGGCAACUUCCAAAACUGUCCUGGACACUAUGGCUAUCUCAAGCUUGAUCUUCCGGUUUAUAACGUUGGAUUCUUGAGUUUUAUCCUUGACAUUUUGAAGUGUAUCUGUAAGGGCUGUUCCAACAUGCUUAUUGACGAGAAGAUGUAUGAAGAUCACUUGAAGAAGAUGCGGAAUCCAAGAACGGAGCCUUUGAGGAAGACUGAGUUGGCCAAAGCUGUUGUCAAGAAGUGCAGUGCGAUGGCUAGCCAGAGAGCUAUUACAUGCAAAAAAUGUGGAUACCUCAAUGGCAUGGUAAAGAAGCCCGCAGCAUCGCAGUUUGGUAUAGGCAUAAGUCAUGACCGAUCCAGAAUCCAUGGUGGAGAGAUUGAUGAAUUUAAAUCUGCUAUAUCCCACACAAAAGAGUCUGCUGGAGGAAUAAAUCCUCUUACCUAUGUUCUUGAUCCUAACGUGGUGCUUAGACUUUUUAAAGGAAUGAGUGACAAGGACUGUGAACUUCUUUAUAUUGCUCAUAGACCUGAGAAUCUUAUCACAACGUGCAUGCUCGUGCCACCUUUAUCAAUCCGACCGUCUGUUAUGAUUGGUGGUACUCAAAGUAAUGAAAACGACAUAACAGAGAGAUUAAAGAAAAUCAUUCAAGACAAUGCUUCUCUUCAUAAAAUUUUAAGUCAGCCUACCACAUCGCCCAAAAACAUGCAAGUAUGGGAUACACUUCAAAGCGAGGUUGCCCAAUACAUUAACAGUGAAGUCCGAGGUGUCCAGGUCAUGCCAAACGCCAAGCUACUGGCUGGACUCCUUCAGCGUCUGAAAGGAAAAACGGGACGUUUCCGUGCAAACUUGUCAGGAAAGCGUGUCGAGUUCACUGGUAGAACUGUUAUUUCACCUGAUCCCAAUUUGAAAAUUACAGAGGUUGGAAUUCCUAUUCUUAUGGCCCGGAUCUUAACUUUUCCUGAAUGUGUUUCCCAUCAUAAUAUUGAUAAGUUGAAGCAAUGCGUCCGUAAUGGCCCUAAUAAAUAUCCUGGUGCCAGAAGUGUCAGAUAUACAGAUGGUUCUUCAAGGACUUUGGUCGGUGAUUAUCGGAAGCGUAUUGCUGAUGAACUGGCCUUUGGAUGCAUAGUUGACCGUCAUUUGGAAGAUGGGGAUGCUGUUCUUUUCAACAGACAACCGAGUCUGCAUCGGAUGUCUAUCAUGUGUCACAGGGCAAGAAUAAUGCCUUGGAGAACAUUGAGGUUCAACGAAUCGGUUUGUAAUCCAUAUAAUGCUGAUUUUGAUGGUGAUGAGAUGAACAUGCACGUACCACAAACAGAGGAGGCUCGUACAGAGGCUAUUACAUUGAUGGGGGUACAAAACAAUUUAUGCACCCCAAAAAAUGGAGAAAUGUUAGUAGCAUCAACACAGGAUUUUUUGACAUCUGCCUAUUUGAUAACGAGAAAGGACACAUUCUAUGACCGUGCAGCCUUUUCACUUAUAUGUUCUUACAUGGGAGAUGCCAUGGAUUCCAUAGAUUUGCCCACGCCCACAAUCUUUAAGCCAAUAGAGCUUUGGACGGGUAAACAGGUUUUUAAUGUUUUGCUGCGCCCAAAUGCAAGUGUCAGAGUCUACGUUACUCUUAAUGUGAAAGAGAAGAACUUCAAGAAGGGAGAAGAUUAUGACGAAACAAUGUGCAUAAAUGAUGGAUGGGUUUAUUUUCGAAACAGUGAGCUAAUAUCAGGACAACUGGGGAAGGCUACAUUAGGAAAUGGAAGCAAGGAUGGAUUAUAUUCAAUUCUUCUUCGAGAUUACAGCUCCCAUGCAGCUGCAGUCUGCAUGAAUCGUCUAGCAAAAUUGAGUGCUCGGUGGAUUGGAAUCCAUGGCUUCUCCAUUGGGAUCGAUGACGUUCAACCUGGAGAAAAGUUGAAAAAGGGAAGAAAAAAAAUAGUCGAUCAACGAUAUGAUGAUUGUGAUAAAUUAAUUAAGAAUUAUGUUAAAGGAGAUCUAGAUGCUGCAAAAACACUGGAAGCUGAGUUAACAGGGUUUCUUAAUAAAAUUCGAGAAGAGACUGGGAAGCUCUGUAUGGAGGGAUUGCAUUGGAGAAACAGUCCCUUGAUUAUGUCACAAUGUGGUUCCAAGGGAUCCCCUAUCAAUAUCAGUCAGAUGGUUACAUGUGUUGGUCAGCAGUCAGUUAAUGGUAGCCGUGCUCCUGAUGGAUUUAUAGAUCGAAGUCUUCCUCAUUUCCCUAGAAACUCCAGAACACCUGAAGCUAAGGGUUUUGUUGCUAAUUCCUUCUACGACGGCCUUAGUGCCACAGAGUUUUUCUUUCACACUAUGGGAGGACGAGAAGGUCUAGUUGAUACAGCGGUGAAAACCGCCAGUACAGGUUACAUGUCCCGUAGACUGAUGAAAGCCUUGGAGGAUCUCUUAGUCCAUUAUGAUCACACAGUGCGAAACGCCAGCGGAUGCAUACUUCAGUUUACUUAUGGGGAUGAUGGGAUGGACCCAGCACUAAUGGAAGGAAAGGAUGGAAAGCCUUUAAAUUUCGAUAGAUUAUUUCUGAAAAUUCAGGCCACUUGUCCUCCUAGAUCGCAUCACAGUUAUCUUUCUUCAGAAGAAUUGUUGCAAAAGUUCGAUGAGGAAUUAGUCAGGCAAGAUACAAGUCGGGUUUGCACUGACGCCUUCGUGAAAUCUCUUCGAGAAUUUGUUUGUUUGCUCGGUGUAAAGUCUGCAAGCCCGAGCCAGAUUUUCUCUAAAGGAUCUGGUGUGACUGAUAAGCAACUCGAGGUUUUUGUGAAAAUUUGUGUAUCUCGAUACCGAGGAAAAACAAUAGAACCUGGGACUGCAAUUGGACCAAUAGGAGCUCAGAGUAUCGGAGAGCCUGGGACGCAAAUGACUCUGAAAACUUUUCACUUUGCUGGAGUUGCUAGCAUGAAUAUCACCCAAGGAGUUCCUCGAAUCAACGAAAUCAUAAAUGCUACCAAAACUAUAAGCACGCCUGUCAUCUCUGCAGAACUUGAGAACCCCCUGGUAGAGGCUAGUGCACGAAUGGCCAAAGGACGCAUCGAGAAAACUACUUUAGGACAGGUUGCUGAGAGUAUCGAGGUGCUUAUGACUUCAACAUCAGCGUCAGUGAGGAUAACCCUUGACAAGAAAAUAAUCGAGGAGGCGUUUUUGUCUAUAACCCCCUGGUCGGUUAAAAAUGCCAUACUAAAGACCAGAAUCAAACUGCAGGAUGAGAAUAUCAGGGUCUUAGAUACGGGAUUGGAUAUUAUUCCAAAGGGAGAUCAAUAUGGAACUCAUUUCACUCUCCACAAUCUGAAGAAUGUGCUGCCAACUGUUAUAGUGAAUGGGAUCAAAACAGUUGAGCGAGUUGUUAUAGCAGAGGAUACAGAUAAAAAGAAAGAGAUAGAUGGGAAGAAGCCGUUGAAACUCUUUGUGGAGGGAACAAACCUCCUGGCUGUAAUGGGGACUCCUGGAAUCAAUGGGAGAACUACUACAAGUAACAAUAUUGUCGAAGUGAGCAAAACACUGGGAAUUGAGGCUGCAAGGACGACAAUUAUUGAUGAAAUAGGGUCAGUUAUGGGAAACCACGGCAUGAGUAUAGACAUUCGUCACAUGAUGCUUUUGGCUGACGUCAUGACUUACCGGGGUGAGGUACUCGGGAUACAAAGAACCGGGAUACAGAAGAUGGACAAAAGUGUGCUGAUGCAGGCAUCCUUUGAGAGGACUGGAGAUCAUUUAUUUAGUGCAGCAAUUAGCGGGAAAGUUGAUAACAUAGAGGGAGUUACAGAAUGUGUGAUUAUGGGCAUACCAAUGAAACUCGGAACCGGAAUCCUCAAAGUCCUCCAAAAGACUAUGACUAAAGAUCUGCCUGAGACUAAAGAUCUGCCUAAGCUGAACUAUGGUCCUGAUCCAAUCAUCUCUUGAAGAGACAGUUCACGCUGCGGAACAUAUAUAUUUUUCUUUUUUUUCUUCUGUUCUGAUCUGAUCAUUGCUUAGAUACUAAAUAUCUUUCGAGGCAUUUUCUUUUGAACC
Molecule: messenger RNA, 4395 nt
Organism: Raphanus sativus (radish)
Lineage: Eukaryota; Viridiplantae; Streptophyta; Magnoliopsida; Brassicales; Brassicaceae
Product: DNA-directed RNA polymerase III subunit 1
Exons: 28
Coding region: 154-4287 (1377 amino acids)
Biological process (GO): DNA-templated transcription
Molecular function (GO): DNA-directed RNA polymerase activity; DNA binding
Source: RefSeq, a predicted model, not a curated record